This is a messenger RNA of Colias croceus (clouded yellow), 1052 nucleotides long. RefSeq lists its product as uncharacterized. The coding region runs from base 64 to 1047 and encodes 327 amino acids. The record is from RefSeq and is a predicted model, not a curated record. The transcript has 6 exons. Lineage: Eukaryota; Metazoa; Arthropoda; Insecta; Lepidoptera; Pieridae.
GUGGCCUAUCAUUUGAUACAGAAAUAUCAAGUUAUUUUCGUUCAACUAUUUUAACACCUAGCUAUGCGUUUGAAGAAUUCGCUCUAUGUAAUGUCUGCGGUUGCUUUGCUAGUAAAUGCAAAAGUGGCAAAAGAUGAUGUAGACAAGGUAAUAGAAGAUGAAAUAACCCAAAAGCUCAGCAGCGACCUGGUGCAGAGCAUUGAGAGGAAGUUUCAAGUUGAUUUAGAAAGAUCUGUGGACAUGGUAUUGAUAAAAAUAAGACUACUCCUCCAAAAUGGAACCCAGCACAUUCAAAGUAAACUGAUAGAGUUGCAAACCAUGAUGGACAUCAUUAAAAGUCAUGGAGAGGAAGCGGUCAAUAAAUGUCUGUCUGAGAAGCAGAAUGUGACUACAGCAUUGGCAGAGAAUGCUCUUCAUCAGAUGGUCGUGUGUGGGUAUGCUCUGAUCGGACAGGACCCUUCGCAGGCUGUAAGGAAUGUCCUAGGUUUGAAGACCAUGAUUAAGGAACGGGUGAAACCGAUUAACGAACAAAAGAGUGAAAUUUAUGGGCUGCUGAAAGUCUGCGGCCACGAGCAUGACUCCCUGAAGAAGGUCGUCAAAUGCGUCAUAUCCAAGUCACCUGUCAUCAAAUCAACCAUGAUGGAAAUAACUGGGAAAUUAAUUGAAGGUGUUGUAGAUUUGACGAAACAAAUGGCUCAUGGGGCAAUGCACGAAGCUUGUCUUAUAGAAGUCGUUAAAGCUAUAGAAACUGAAGCUAUGGAUAUCGUCAAAGAUAUACAGGAAUGCGCAUACAAAAACCUAACUUUCAUUGAAGUUAAUAAUUACAUCGCUGAAAACAACGCUACAGUUCUUGAUGUAGAAAAGCAUAAUAAAACAGCUAAUGAAACCAAUGUUAAAGAUGUGCAGGAUUUAUUGAGACGAAUGUUAGAAAAAGAUAGUGCUACGAAUUUCGAUAACUUAAAAGUUAAGCUGAAAGAACUGCACAAGGAUUUGAAUAAUAUUGACAACAAUUUGGUUCUAAAUGAUGUAGAUAAUAAAGAUGUUUAAUUAUA